Molecule: messenger RNA, 1125 nt
Organism: Helobdella robusta
Lineage: Eukaryota; Metazoa; Annelida; Clitellata; Rhynchobdellida; Glossiphoniidae
Exons: 8
Biological process (GO): cell differentiation; anatomical structure development; positive regulation of transcription by RNA polymerase II
Cellular component (GO): nucleus
Molecular function (GO): RNA polymerase II cis-regulatory region sequence-specific DNA binding; zinc ion binding; nuclear steroid receptor activity
Source: RefSeq, a predicted model, not a curated record
GGCCUGACGUGUGUCGUCUGUGGAGACACGUCUAGUGGAAAGCAUUACGGCAUCCUAGCUUGCAAUGGUUGCAGUGGUUUUUUUAAGAGGAGUGUCAGAAGAAAACUUAUUUACAGGUGCCAGGCUGGAACAGGGAUGUGCACCGUGGACAAGUCGCACAGGAAUCAGUGCCAGGCUUGUAGGUUGAAGAAGUGCUUGCAGAUGGGAAUGAACAAAGAUGCCGUGCAGAACGAACGCCAGCCACGCAACAGCGCCCAGGUGCGGCAAGAUCAGCUGGAGUCAGAACUUCAACAUCACCCCUCCCCCCAUGCCACCAUAUCAGCCACACACCCAGCAUUCAACCCUCACAAAUCUAACCACCACCAUCACCACCACCGAAUGAUGUCAAGUCGCAGCAACAGUCGCAGUAACCAGCAGCAGCAACAGCAACAACAGCAGUCAUCCUCAUCUUCUUCGUCAUCAUCAUCAUCAGCUGUGGUCAUCUACCCCGAAGGCAUGGCACCCACCUUUUAUCCCAUGGGGCACGAAACCAUGUACGAGUGCUCAGCGAGAUUACUGUUCAUGGCGGUCAAAUGGUCGAAAAGUUUACCUUCAUUUGCCAACCUUCCAUUCAGAGAUCAGGUGAUCCUCCUUGAAGAGUCCUGGUCCGAACUCUUCCUCUUGUGCGCCAUCCAGUGGAGCAUGCCGAUGGAGACAUCCCCCCUUUUCACCAUCCCCGACCAUCCCCCCUCCAACGCCAACCACCCAUCUCCGCUGCUCAACAGCAAGGCACAUCUCCAGGCGCAUUCAGACAUGCGCAUUCUUCAGGAACUUUCCUCCAGGUUUCGUCUGCUCCAAGUUGACCCACCUGAGUUCGCCUGUCACAAGGCCAUUGUUCUUUUUAAACCUGAAACGCGCGGCUUGAAAGACCCGCGCCAGGUGGAGAACCUGCAGGAUCAAGCCCAGGUAAUGUUGGGUCAGCACACUCGCUCACAAUAUCCUUCUCAGCCUGUCAGGUUUGGCAGGCUCCUACUGCUGCUUCCUCUUUUACGAAUGGUUCCAUCGGAAAGAAUUGAAAACCUUUUUUUCAGAAGAGCUAUAGGAAACAUGCCAAUGGAAAAGUUGCUUUGUGACAUGUUCAAGAGU